Molecule: messenger RNA, 1590 nt
Organism: Colletotrichum tamarilloi
Lineage: Eukaryota; Fungi; Ascomycota; Sordariomycetes; Glomerellales; Glomerellaceae
Exons: 4
Coding region: 1-1590 (529 amino acids)
Molecular function (GO): protein binding
Source: RefSeq, a predicted model, not a curated record
AUGGCAGCGGUAUCCCGGAAUCCUGGUUUCGCAUCCCAGGUACUUGCGCAGCCCGUACCAAUCACGCCACACGACCUGGCAGCCGGCGGACUCGUUGUGAAAGCAGACUUUGACGACGGAUAUCCUCAUUUCAGCACUGAAAAGCCCUCUCAGGAAGCCAGAGAUGCGGCUAAGCCCACUAUGUUUGUGUUUCAAACAGCAUCAGACUUCAAUGACGACCAAGCUGCGGAAGCCGGCUUCAUUAUUGGGACUACUAUGCAACCGUUGUCGGAUAGCAUCGGCCCCAGCGUCAUGUUUCGCCCCGCUCCAAAUAAAUCUACCGCUGCGCAAACCUUCACCAUGAAGACUGAAAGUCCGACUACGGCACGCUUAAGACAUCGCAAGGACUGGCCUUCAUGGCUGAUACAGCUAAAAUUCCAGGCCUAUCAACACAACAUCUGGGAAUACAUCGACCCCUCGGCACCACCCAACGCCUCGGAUCCCGCACAGCGGAUCCUCCACAUCCCAAAGAUUGAUGAGCUGAUUUCGUGGCGACAGGUUCAACUCAAAGAGCAGUAUUCCCGAGAGUUACGAGCGGCCUAUUCGGCAAGGGCGGGCGGGUCUCCUCAGCAGCCCCUGCCGCCUGCGCCAGCGGCAGUCACCCUCGACGACAUUCGUGAGGAGUUUAAAACACGUCUUGCAGAGUACUAUGAAGGUGUGGUCGAGCGCGACGAUAUCAGAAAGGAGUACCGAACCGUGUGGAACUGGGUCCAUGCAACAGUCGACGCGAGCGUGCUGUCCGCCGCGCGGGCGACUGCUGCUGCGGAGGACGACUGUAGCCUGCGAGGUGUCGUGCGGGCCCUGCGAGGCCGAUUUGGUCCCGCGAGGGAUAGGGAAGGAAGCGUGGUACGGCGAUUGUUUCUGGGCCGCGUUUUGGUCCGGAGGGCUCUUGAGAGGGUGAAGGCGCUUGCGAAGGAUCCAGCUCACGGGGUUCAACCGCAGACAUGCACGGUACCGAGUUUCUUGAAGCUUCCGAAUGAGAUGCUGUACCACAUCAUCAGCUUUCUUGAACUGCACGACCAGUUCAUUUUGCGUCAAACCUGCAAAGACAUGCAAAUCCUCCUCCAGAAAGACUGGAGGCUGCUGUUCACUCGCCUUGCCGUCAGUCAAAAACUAGACUUUUUGGCUGGUUUGGCAUUCACCUCACCCAACCACUGGGUCUGCGGAGGCUGCCACCUGCUCCAUCGCAUCGACACGAACGACAUGCCUUGGCAUCUGCUGCGUACUUGCCCAUAUGACACAAACAGAGCAUGUUUCUUAUCCCGUUUCGACAUUCGAGAGAGCCAUGUUCAACUCGCACUCAAGCUCAUGCGACUCGAAACAGCCGCCAACCAGGAGUAUUUGAAGAAGAUCAUGUCACCGUUUACCUUCGAAUUCACCAUCCAUGCUUGGUAUGACUACGGUUCCUACAAGUCCCCCAAUGACAAGUCUUGGACUGCACCCGUUUAUGAUACCAGCAACACGUAUUCGCCAGGUCCUAAGGUGUAUCCUGACUCUGGCAGCAUUCGGAUGCUGUACGCAACGGGCACCACACUUGGCAACGUCAGGUGA